AUGGCGCACGACCUCCACCAGGCUGCGGAAAACGAUGAUCUCUCUCACUCUAUUGACUACUCGUCGGUCUUAUCCUCCCUGGCUAGUUCAUGUGCUGCCCCCUCUUCGUCGCUGGAAGUGCUGUCUGAACGCAUUUGCGACACUUGCUUUACGUCCUAUCCAGAGCUCGGGGAGCUGUAUGUCAGUAUCUCGCGCCCGAAGGCACUUCUGCAUGCUCGUGCGACGAGGAUCGUGUCCGAGUGGAGGAGGUCCCAUCAUGACCCCGUGCAUGAAAAGUUCUUCAUAGAGGAGCUCGAUUGUCAGGCCAUUGUGGGCGUUAAUCCUUGCGAGCGAGAAGAGAAGCAACGCGUUCGCUUCAAUAUAAUGCUGGAUAGACACAAACGCCGUGCCCAAUUUGAUUUCCACGAAGUUGCGCGGAAAGUAUUCGAAAAUGUUCAAUCAUCCUCCCAUCUGACGCUUGAGGCUCUUGCUUCUUUGACUGCGCGCACCGUGUUGUUGCAUACCGGCACCAUUUCUGACCGCGUUACAGUCCGGGCGGCUAAACCGAGCGCGUUAGUUCUUGCAGAGGCAGCGGAGGUGGAGAUCACUCGCACUCUGCGGGAUUACGAGCCAUCCUCUGCUUCGACGUUGAAGCAAACGCAUGAAAAUAAUGUCACCCACGCACCGGCAUCUCCGACGCCGAGUCUGUUUUCGCUUUUGGCUGCACUUCCUGAACGAUCUGGUCAUGAUGAGACUGUGUACGCGCAUAGGGCAGCAAUCGCGCUUGGUGCUAACCUUGGAGAUCGCUUCGCGAAUAUCGAGCUUGCACUGCGCUUGCUGGAGAUGCCCGAUGGAACCGGGCGACCGCGCGCUGCGGUGGUUGACACCAGCUUCUUGUAUGAGACCGCGCCAAUGUAUGUCACAGACCAGCCUCAAUUUAUAAAUGGUGCUUGUAUGAUUGAGACCGAUAUGAAUCCCCGCUCACUCCUCGCUUUCCUGAAGGAUAUCGAGGCAACCGUCGGCCGUGUCUCAUCUUUCAGGAAUGGGCCGCGUGCUAUUGAUCUGGACAUCCUGACGUUCGAUGCAAUGACUGUCGACACGAGACCUGAGUCAAAGAAGGACAAGCUUGAUAACCUCACCGGCGAGCUUGUGGUGCCUCAUCCUCGGAUCGCGGAGAGAGAGUUCGUACUGAGGCCCUUGAGCGAUAUGAUCCCAGACUAUGUCCAUCCUGUCCUUGGCAAGCCAGUGCGCACUCUCCUCUUGGAGCUCGUUGCCAAGCAAUCGACGGACACUCCCGCCAUGAGUAAGGUUGUGCCCUUCCCUCGCUACCCGUACAUUUCACCGUCUAUAGCCACGGUGACACCGGGCAUUCCGUCGGUCCCACCGACGGCGACCUACUGGACGUUCCCUGUAUACUCUUCAACUUCAUCUAGACGCCCUCUGCAAAAGAGCUACGUCAUGGGCACGCUCAACGCAACCCCAGACUCCUUCUCUGACGGGUCAAGGCACAACACUACCCCUGCGGCUGUGGCAUAUGCAACUGCAUCCGUUGCCGGAGGCGCAGAUAUUAUUGAUGUAGGUGGAUACUCGACUCGCCCAGGCGCUGCGUAUGUUUCACCGGACGAAGAAAUAUCACGAGUUAUCCCGGUCGUCGAAGCCAUACGAGGCCUUUCCAGCGAGCAGAACACGGUAUCAGCAGAUGCGAGAUUGAGUGCCCGGACAGCAGACGUGCCCAUCAGCGUAGACACCUUCCGUUGGGAGGUCGCCGAUGCUGCUGUGCGCGCGGGAGCAAGCUGCAUUAACGACGUAUACGCGUUCACAGGGCCCGCGUACCCGUUGGACAUGUCCGCCGCAGAAUAUUUCCUCAAGUUUCGGGAGAUUGCACGCGAAUUAGCCGUUCCUGUCGUGCUCAUGCACUCUCGCGGAGACGCCGCUUCGAACAAGGACUACUCCGCGUACUCGUACGCUGCAGACUCCCGGGGGAGAGGUGCCGUCUUAGAAGGCGUUCGGGUGGAGCUAGGCGAGAAGGUCGAGGCUGCCGUGCGCGGCCGCGGCGGCUUACGGCGCUGGCUUGUCAUCGUGGAUCCUGGCGUCGGCUUCAGUAAGACGCUCGAGGGCAACCUCGAAGUCCUCCGCGCAUCAUCAGAAAUUACCGCAGCACACCCGCACCGCCGCAAUCCCCUCGCUGGCUUCCCGCAGCUGAUCGGCACGUCGAGGAAGUCGUUUCUCGGCACCAUUCUCGCGCAGCCCGACACUGGCGGCGCGUACGAGGGGCGGAAGACGAGACCGGAUGAGCGUGGGUGGGCGACUGCCGCUGCGGUCAGCUGUGCGGUGCAGCAGGGUGCGGAGGUCAUCAGGGUGCACGACGUCCUGGAGAUGGGGGACGCUAUCAGGGUCGCACAAGCGUUGUGGAAUUGA
Messenger RNA from Sparassis crispa, 2397 nucleotides. Its product is annotated as Folic acid synthesis protein. Gene Ontology annotation, cellular component: mitochondrial envelope. Gene Ontology annotation, molecular function: 2-amino-4-hydroxy-6-hydroxymethyldihydropteridine diphosphokinase activity; dihydropteroate synthase activity; dihydroneopterin aldolase activity. The transcript has 4 exons. The record is from RefSeq and is a predicted model, not a curated record. Bases 1 to 2397 code for a protein of 798 amino acids. Lineage: Eukaryota; Fungi; Basidiomycota; Agaricomycetes; Polyporales; Sparassidaceae. Gene Ontology annotation, biological process: tetrahydrofolate biosynthetic process.